Molecule: messenger RNA, 5160 nt
Organism: Polistes canadensis
Lineage: Eukaryota; Metazoa; Arthropoda; Insecta; Hymenoptera; Vespidae
Exons: 16
Cellular component (GO): cell surface
Molecular function (GO): heparin binding
Source: RefSeq, a predicted model, not a curated record
AUUGGCCAGGCUUAUUUUAUCAAAUUUAUUAGAACAAUUAAAUGGAAAACAACUCUUUAUCUUUUUCUUUGUUCCAACGUCGGUUGGUGCAGCUUGUACACGGGAAACAAUAUUACAAAUUUAAUUCAUAGGCAACAUAUUCAACAUUUAGAAUUAAUUGAUGCUCACUUCUUUACCAAAGCUAAUCGACUUUAUUUAAUAUUAGUUGACAAUAUAAGCGUUAUUUAUGAUUGGGUUGGCACUUAUAUGGACAUCUACAAUAAAAUAUUUACUCCUUCAGCUGUAUCAGUUGCUACGUUUAAAUCUAAACAAUCGAUAAUUAUAAUAUUUGCACAAAAUUCUAAAUCCGAUUCAAAUAUCGCAUCUACUGUUUACGAAUUCAAAGGAAACGAUAUCAAAAUGAUACAAUUUUUACCUACGAAUAAACCAAUUUCCGUUCAUCAUUAUUCUUACAAUAAUGAUCAAUUCAUUUUAAUAACUAAUGAAAUAAACGGAAGUAAUGUUUACUGGUGGGACGGUACAGAAUUAUUAGAAUGGAUCGAUAUUCCUGAAAUUAAAGCACAUUAUUCUAUGCAAACAAUAUAUUUACAAGAUGGCACUUAUUUUAUUAUUGCCCACGAUGACGUUGUGGAGUUAUUUAAAGUAUACGGUAUAGCCAAUUAUGCUUCUGUGAGUGUUCAAAAGUUAAAUAAUAACCAGAAAAUAGUGGAUAUGCAGACAUUAUUACGUGACGAAAAUAUAACUUUAGUAAUGACUACAAUGAGUCGCGAAGGAUUGUAUUUUGUCGAGAUGUGGGAUUUAAAUAUCAAAAAUAAAACCUCCCAUGGGAAUAAUCUAACAAUCACAGACACAUUACGAGAAUGUUUAUCAGAAGUCGUUGGAUUAUUGCAAAACAGAUUGACGAUCAUUAACAAGUUCGAAUCAUUCUUUGUAAAACAAUCUUGGUCUAAAAAUAAUUCGAAUGUUUGGGAUGCAAUCGAAUUGCCGAGUAUCGUUUUGAAGUCCAGUGUCGUAGAACAAAUUAAUUUAUUCGUCGAAGAAGAAGUACUGACUCCAUCCGAACUUCGAAUAAAUUUAGAUGAUCUCGAAUCGAAAAUUGACGAUUUAUCAAAAAGAUCAUUAAAUAUAUUAAAAGCAAAUACUACAAAUAAUAUAAAUGGCAAGAUCGAUAUCAUUGGUGAUGCAUUUUUCAAAGAAUUGAUUAUCGAUACGAUAUCCAUCGAUAAAUUAAAUAAUGUUAGCAUAAAAUCUAAAGAUCUUAUAUCUGUAAAAGAUGAUCAACAAUUUGCGUCAACUUUACGCGCUCAAAAUAUCACCGUUCAUGAUCUCCAAGUGAAUUCUCUUUGCGGAAUUCCUAAUCAAUAUUGGGCUACGAUUGAAAACAAGGAUGAAAAGAUAUUAAUUAAAGAGAGUGAUAGGACAAGACAAUUAUCUAAUAAUGGAGCAUUCAUUUAUUCCAAUAUUUCUAUACCUAAUUUGAAAGUAAAGAAGAUCAAUGAUAUUGAUAUGGAUCAAUUGAUCGAUCAACUUUUCGUUAUUGGUGGAAACCAAACGAUUACAGAUAAUGAAGUACCAUCCUCGUGUUUGAUGACAAAAGCGUUCGAUCAACAUUUUCCGGAAUCUUUUAUAAAAACCCUUGAAGUUGAUUCGCUUCAUACAGAAUUUAUUAAUAAUAUCCCUGUAUCCAAAUUUGCUAUGAAAUCACGUGAAAAUAUUAUUGAUGGUGAAGUGAUAUUAGAUAAAAUGGAAGUAAUAGAAAUGUUCACUAUGAAUUCAGACGCAGAAAUGUCGAUUAUUCCACCUUCUCAAAUUUAUGAUAACGUGAAAAUAACUGGUGACGUUGUAGUGAAAAGAUUUGAUUUUGAAGAAAAUGGAAAAUUAAUUAUGGGAAAUCUAAAGGUCAAACCAAGAGAAAUAUUUCAUAAAAUGUGGACAAAAUCAACGGAUCAAACGAUUGAAAAUGACAUCUCAUUCGAUUAUGGUGUAACAAUGGAUCGAUUAGAAACUAAAUACUUAAAUGGUUUUACCGAGAAAGAAUUUUUAUAUACCACAGUAGAAAAAAUUCCAUCGAUUUUCACGAAUCUUUAUUUUAAAAAUUUACAUAUCAACGAUGUCUUUCAUGAGAAUGAAACAAAAUUAAAUAGCAUUGAUGUUCAUCAAGAUCGUAUUGUAAUCCGUGGUGAUCUACAUAUCGGGAAAUUACAAUCGCAUCAUUUAAUUACUAAUAAUUAUAACAAUAUAUCCAUCGAUGUAAUUUUGAAUAAUUCUGGAAAUCUAAAUUUGUCCGAAAAUAUUAACCUUCCUGAAAUUUCAGUAAAACGUGCGAUCGUACGUGAAUUCAAUCUCGAUCGUCUCAAUGAUCGAGCAGUUUCUCCUUAUUUAAAAAUACAAACGAAGAUAAACGAGAAAGGAUUGAUCAAGACACCGAAAUUUCGUGCUGAAGAAAUCGUGAUAGAAAAUUUUGAUGGAAAAAAUAUCUCGUAUUUAAUCGAAUUACAAAAUGCAACGAUUGCUGAUAUAAUAAAAGAAAUAAUUAUCGAUGAUGAUCUUGUAUUGAGCGAGGAUUUGAACGUGGUUACUAUCGGCGAUUAUCCGACCGAAUUGUAUUUGAAAAAAAUAGCGUUAAACAAUAUUUCAGUAUCGACAGGAAUUAUGGAACAAUUAAUUGUACAGAACAUAACGAUGGAAUUUUUAGAAGGUUUCAAAGUCGACACACUUCCUUCGAAUAUUUUUUCAAAGACAGGUUCGCAAAAGGUACCCGGAGGAUUCACCUUUAAUACGAUUCGUGCAGAUAAUGUGGAAGCUAAUUAUAUUAACGGGAUAAACGCUUCAAAAUUGAUGUGGAUAGAUGAACCUCUUAUUUUAGAAGGAAACAUAACAUUCACCGAUCUUUUUAUUGAUAAUGAUAUCAAUACAGAAAGUUUGAACGGCUAUGAUAUUGAACAGUUGGACCAGAGCCCUAUUUAUUUAACUUCUACAAACAUAUCGAAUUUAUACGUAAAUGGACAAAUUACAUGGGAAAAUUCUAAUCAAUCCUCUGAAUCAUUAUCAUAUUUAUUUGAAAAAGCACUCAGGAAAGACAUACCGCAAGAAAUUCAGGGUAAUGUAACUUUCACUAAAGAUUUGCACAUCUCAUACUUUACGGGAGACAUUGAAGAUGAAGAUAAGAUUAGAAAGAUCGUAGAAGAUACUGUACUCGAAGAUUCGGAGAAAAUUUUUGUGAGUGGACAAAAAAUUUUCUAUGAUAAUUUAACGACGAAUACAUUGAAGGCAGGAAAGGUAAUCGAUAUAGAAAUGAUUAAUGGAAUAAAUAUCGUUGAAUUAAAUGCAUCAGUUGUUAACAAAUACGAAGAAAAUGUUGUAACAGGAUCGAUCAAUUUUUUAAACGAAGUCAUCAUAGAUAAUCUCAUUUACAAUGGUACUCUUCACGAUACACCGAUUACCGAUUUGGUUCUUUCUGAUCAAAUGUUACCAAAUAAUACACAUAUGAAAAAACUCGUUGUUAUGGGAGAUAUUUUUUUGGAAACAAUCGACGACGUUAACUUUAAUGAAUUUGUAGAAAAUCGUGUAACACUUAGCAAAGAUCACGUUAUAACUUCUGAUAUACAAUUUCAAGGCCGAGUUGAAACAACUGGAAAUGCUGUGGUAAAUUACAUCAAUGGUAUCAAUAUUUCCGAUUUAGUUUUGAAUUCGUUAAAAACGACUCAAAUUAUUUCUGGCAGAAAAACUUAUGUGAACGAUAUAACAGUGAAGAAAAAUGUCUAUGUUCCAUUGAUAAAUGGUAUCAAUUUAAAUGAGGAGUUUUUUAACAGUGUUUUAAACGAUGAAAACGUGAUCAUCACCGGAAAUCUCAUCUUUCAAUCGCAUUUGGAUGUCCGAAAGGAACUAAUAGUUUCUGGAUUAGUAAAUGGUGUAAACAUGAGUGAUUUAACGAACAAUUUGGAUAAUCUACAAAAUCGUAGCAUAUCUUUGUUGAAAAAAAAUAAAACGUUUAUCGAAAAUGCUAUUCUAAAAGAAACUUCCGUUAUUAGAUCUUUACCAAGUGUAUUUGCAUAUUUGGAAAAAGAAGAAAAUUUGAAGAUUGAAGUACCUGCUAUUAAAAAGAUCGAUGUAGUUAUAUUUAAUUCGAUUUUAAAAUUAAAUAUGUAUGGCGAACAAAAUAGUAAUUUUUGUGGAUUACCAGAAAAUUGUUCUUGUCCAUUGCAAUACGUUGCUGAAUUAAUGGAAAAUGAUUGUCAUGUUUGGAGAUGGAACAAUACUUCCAUUAUACAAAAUUGGCACGAACCGAACAAUCAUUUUGGUAUUGAUAUUACUACAAGUAGUGUUUCUUACAAUUCAUAUUGUACUCGAAAAGAAACGAAUCAAGAAUUUACUACAAUUUCAUGGAUGUCUAAUGAAAAACUUGGAACAACUAGUCUCAUCAAGGAAAGAUAUUCGGUUGUUGAAGUCAAGGGUUUUCUUAAAGAUUCAAAAACGUUUACUUACAAUGAUGAAGUAUAUAUAAUUAUGGCGAUAUAUUACGAUCCCAUUAUGAAGACACAUAAUACUAACUCGUUUAUUUAUAAAUUAAAUUUCGAAAACGAGAGUUUAACUUUGCAUCAAGAAAUUCCAACGAAUGGUGCAACAGCUCUUGAAAUUUUACAAAUAAAUAAAGACAUAUACAUCGUUAUAGCUUGCGAUGGAAAUACGAAGAUGGGUUCAUUUAUUUAUAAGUUAGAUUUUAUUACUUCAAUGUUCGUUUCGUUGAGAAGAAUUCCAGGUAAAAGUAAUAGUGUAAAAAGUUUAGUAAACGAUGAUGAUUAUUUCAUUAUGUUUAAUGACAUCGAUACACAUGCUUUAAAUAUUUAUUAUUACAAUUAUAAAUUUGAUAAUUUUUAUUAUUAUCAAAGUUUCUUUCAUGACUCGUCUAUCAAUGGGAUUCAGAGUUUCUACAUUGGUGAAUUUGGAAAUAGUGAUGGUUACGUUAUAGUAACCACAGAAGAUGGGCAAUUUUAUGUUUAUGAAUAUAUGUUUGUUGGGAAAUUCCAAAGAAAGUUUAUAUAUCAAAUAGAUGGUUUACAAACCAUUGUUCCAUUUCAUUACAAACAAUACCAAUAUCUUAUUUGUGGAACAAAAUCAAAUACAACAGUAAUGCGUAUUGUGCAGCAUGGUUUGCAUUGA